AUGAGCAGAGGCAUUAGGAAAAGUUCAAUCAUGCCAGCUGCCAGUGCAAAACGUAAACGAGCUAAUGAAGUACAUAGCGGUAAAAUAACACAACGUGGUAAUAUUCCACAAAAAAAAACUGAAGCUAAAACACCUGUCGGCCCAUGGCUCUUAGCAUUGUUCGUGUUUGUUGUUAUCGGCUCGGCUGUCUUCCAAAUAAUUCAAAGCAUUCGAAUGGCAUGA
Messenger RNA from Adineta steineri, 222 nucleotides. Lineage: Eukaryota; Metazoa; Rotifera; Eurotatoria; Adinetida; Adinetidae. The record is from the annotation of a GenBank genome assembly.